AUGACUAUUUCUUCUGCACAUCCAGAGACAGAACCAAAGUGGUGGAAAGAGGCCACGUUCUAUCAAAUUUACCCAGCAAGUUUCAAAGACUCUAAUGACGAUGGCUGGGGUGACAUGAAAGGGAUUGCCUCCAAGCUGGAGUACAUCAAAGAGCUUGGUGCCGAUGCCAUUUGGAUCUCACCAUUCUACGACUCGCCACAAGAUGAUAUGGGUUACGAUAUUGCCAACUACGAAAAGGUCUGGCCAACAUAUGGUACGAAUGAAGACUGCUUUGCCUUGAUCGAAAAGACACAUAAGCUUGGUAUGAAAUUUAUCACCGACUUGGUCAUCAAUCACUGUUCCAGCGAACAUGAAUGGUUCAAAGAGAGCAGAUCCUCGAAGACUAAUCCAAAGCGUGACUGGUUCUUCUGGAGACCUCCUAAAGGUUAUGACGCCGAAGGCAAGCCAAUUCCUCCAAACAAUUGGAAAUCCUAUUUUGGUGGUUCCGCAUGGACCUUCGAUGAAAAGACACAAGAAUUCUACUUGCGUUUGUUUUGCUCCACUCAACCUGAUUUGAAUUGGGAGAAUGAAGACUGUAGAAAGGCAAUCUACGAAAGUGCCGUUGGAUACUGGUUAGACCAUGGUGUAGACGGCUUUAGAAUUGAUGUCGGAAGUUUGUACUCCAAAGUUGUAGGUUUACCAGAUGCUCCUGUUGUUGACAAAAACUCGACUUGGCAAUCCAGUGAUCCAUACACAUUGAAUGGACCACGUAUUCACGAGUUCCAUCAAGAAAUGAAUCAAUUCAUCAGAAACAGAGUGAAGGAUGGCAGGGAGAUUAUGACAGUUGGUGAAAUGCAACAUGCCUCCGACGAAACUAAGAGACUUUAUACGAGUGCUUCAAGACACGAACUUAGUGAGUUAUUUAACUUUUCCCACACUGAUGUGGGGACUUCACCUUUGUUCCGUUACAACUUGGUCCCAUUUGAACUGAAGGAUUGGAAGAUUGCCCUUGCUGAGCUGUUCAGGUACAUUAAUGGUACAGAUUGUUGGUCAACAAUCUAUCUGGAAAAUCACGACCAACCUCGUUCAAUUACGAGAUUUGGUGACGAUUCUCCCAAGAACCGUGUUAUUUCUGGUAAGUUACUCUCUGUGUUGCUAAGUGCCUUGACCGGUACUCUAUAUGUGUAUCAGGGACAAGAGCUUGGCCAAAUCAAUUUCAAGAACUGGCCUGUUGAAAAGUACGAGGAUGUCGAAAUCAGAAACAACUACAAUGCCAUUAAAGAAGAGCAUGGGGAAAACUCAGAGGAGAUGAAAAAGUUUUUAGAAGCCAUUGCCCUUAUCUCCAGGGACCAUGCUAGAACACCUAUGCAAUGGUCUCGUGAGGAGCCAAAUGCUGGUUUUUCUGGUCCUAGUGCUAAACCAUGGUUUUACUUGAACGACUCUUUCAGAGAAGGCAUUAACGUCGAAGAUGAAAUCAAGGAUCCCAACUCGGUUUUGAACUUCUGGAAGGAGGCCUUGAAGUUUAGAAAGGCGCAUAAAGACAUUACUGUGUACGGAUACGAUUUCGAGUUUAUUGAUUUAGACAAUAAGAAGUUGUUUAGCUUCACAAAGAAGUACAACAAUAAAACAUUGUUUGCGGCUUUGAACUUUAGCUCUGAUGCGACAGAUUUCAAGAUUCCAAAUGAUGAUUCAUCGUUCAAGUUAGAGUUUGGAAACUAUCCAAAGAAGGAGGUAGAUGCCUCUUCCAGAACAUUGAAGCCAUGGGAAGGAAGAAUAUAUAUCAGCGAAUGA
This is a messenger RNA of Saccharomyces cerevisiae S288C, 1770 nucleotides long. It is a transcript of the gene IMA1, whose product is annotated as oligo-1,6-glucosidase IMA1. The coding region runs from base 1 to 1770 and encodes 589 amino acids. Gene Ontology annotation, biological process: disaccharide catabolic process; carbohydrate metabolic process. Gene Ontology annotation, cellular component: mitochondrion. The transcript has a single exon. The record is from RefSeq and is marked reviewed. NCBI's taxonomy places the organism in Eukaryota, Fungi, Ascomycota, Saccharomycetes, Saccharomycetales, Saccharomycetaceae. Gene Ontology annotation, molecular function: alpha-glucosidase activity; oligo-1,6-glucosidase activity.